GGCCUGAACACCCUGCCCCAGAGGGUCCUCCGGAAGGAGCCUGCCACCCCAUCCGCGCUUGUCCUCAUGAGCCGCUCCAACACCCAGCCCACAGCCGCCCCUGGCCAGAAGGCGGUAGAGAACAGCAGUGGGACCCCCAACUUCUCCAUGCGAUCCUUCACCAUCGAUGACUUUGAGAUUGGGCGUCCUCUGGGCAAAGGCAAGUUUGGCAACGUGUACCUGGCUCGGGAGAAGAAAAGCCAUUUCAUCGUGGCGCUCAAGGUCCUGUUCAAGUCUCAGAUAGAAAAGGAGGGUGUGGAGCACCAGCUUCGCAGGGAGAUCGAAAUCCAGGCCCAUCUGCAGCACCCCAACAUCUUGCGUCUCUACAACUAUUUCUACGACCGCCGAAGGAUCUACUUGAUUCUGGAGUAUGCCCCCCGGGGCGAGCUCUACAAGGAGCUGCAGAAGAGCCGCACUUUUGACGAGCAGCGAACAGCCACGAUCAUGGAGGAGCUGGCGGACGCUCUGUUGUACUGCCACGGGAAGAAGGUGAUUCACAGAGACAUAAAGCCAGAGAAUCUGCUCUUGGGGCUCCAGGGAGAGCUGAAGAUCGCCGACUUUGGCUGGUCUGUGCAUGCCCCCUCCCUGAGGAGGAAGACGAUGUGUGGCACCUUGGACUACCUGCCUCCAGAAAUGAUUGAAGGGCGCACGCACAACGAGAAGGUGGAUCUGUGGUGCAUCGGGGUCCUUUGCUAUGAGCUGCUGGUGGGAAACCCGCCCUUCGAGAGCGCUUCACACAAUGAGACCUAUCGACGCAUCGUCAAGGUAGACCUGAAGUUCCCCCCAUCCGUGCCCACGGGAGCCCAGGACCUCAUCUCCAAGCUGCUCAAGCAUAACCCCUCCGAACGGCUACCCUUGGCCCAGGUCUCAGCCCACCCUUGGGUCCGGGCCCACUCUCGGAGGGUGCUGCCUCCCUCCGCCCUUCAGUCUGUCCCGUGA
Messenger RNA from Puma concolor (puma), 978 nucleotides. The record is from RefSeq and is a predicted model, not a curated record. Lineage: Eukaryota; Metazoa; Chordata; Mammalia; Carnivora; Felidae.